Messenger RNA from Homalodisca vitripennis (glassy-winged sharpshooter), 6567 nucleotides. It is a transcript of the gene RpII215, whose product is annotated as DNA-directed RNA polymerase II subunit RPB1. Gene Ontology annotation, molecular function: DNA binding. Gene Ontology annotation, cellular component: RNA polymerase II, core complex. Gene Ontology annotation, biological process: transcription by RNA polymerase II. Bases 239 to 5941 code for a protein of 1900 amino acids. The record is from RefSeq and is a predicted model, not a curated record. The transcript is spliced from 26 exons. NCBI's taxonomy places the organism in Eukaryota, Metazoa, Arthropoda, Insecta, Hemiptera, Cicadellidae.
CGCUCGCUCACAGAUUUAGUGACAUAGGCACAGAUAUAAGCGUAGAAGUGUUGCGUGUUGUGAAAUCAUAGUCUGCAAAUUGUUAUUUUAUGUUUUACUGAAACGUCAUAUAAUCACUUAAUAAAUUUUUUCUUUUGAUUCAAUCAUGCUCACCCAUUAACAAUGUAAAAGUUAUAGUGUGGUUUUCGUGUAACUUUCUUCAUUUCUUUAGUGUAACCUUGUUUCCUCAACCCUCAAAAUGGCGAUGUCGGAUUCUAAAGCACCACUUAGGUCAGUCAAACGAGUGCAGUUUGGCAUCAUAUCUCCAGAUGAAAUCCGGAGGAUGUCAGUUACUGAGGGAGGAAUUCGCUUUCCUGAAACUAUGGAAGGAGGGCGACCAAAAUUGGGAGGUUUGAUGGAUCCAAGACAGGGUGUCAUUGACAGAAUGUCAAGAUGCCAAACAUGUGCAGGUAACAUGUCCGAGUGUCCUGGACAUUUUGGCCACAUCGACCUUGCCAAACCUGUGUUCCAUGUUGGUUUUAUUACGAAAACCAUUAAAAUUCUCCGGUGUGUUUGUUUUUACUGUUCCAAGCUACUGGUCAGUCCGAGUCAUCCAAAAAUAAAAGAAAUUGUGAUGAAAACAAAAGGACAGCCAAGGAAGAGGUUAACUUUUGUGUACGACCUCUGCAAGGGCAAGAAUAUAUGUGAAGGAGGUGAUGAAAUGGACCUCAAUAAGGAAAAUGUUGAUGACCCCAAUAACCAGCAGCCCCGUAAACAAGGCCAUGGUGGUUGUGGACGAUAUCAACCCAACCUACGGCGCACAGGUUUAGACGUGACUGCGGAAUGGAAACACGCUAAUGAAGAUUCACAGGAGAAGAAAAUCGCUUUGAGUGCCGAGAGGGUUUGGGAGAUUCUGAAGCACAUCAUAGAUGAGGAGUGUUUUAUCCUCGGAAUGGACCCCAAGUUUGCACGUCCCGACUGGAUGAUUGUGACAGUAUUGCCAGUACCUCCUCUCUCCGUCAGACCUGCCGUAGUCAUGUACGGCUCAGCCAGGAAUCAGGAUGAUUUGACUCACAAGCUGUCAGACAUUAUCAAAUGUAACAACGAACUGACAAGGAAUGAACAAGCUGGAGCUGCAACCCAUGUCAUUGCAGAAAACAUCAAGAUGUUACAGUUCCAUGUAGCAACUCUGGUAGACAAUGACAUGCCUGGAUUGCCAAGAGCUAUGCAGAAAUCUGGAAAACCACUGAAGGCGAUAAAGGCACGACUGAAGGGUAAGGAAGGGAGGAUAAGAGGUAAUUUGAUGGGUAAACGAGUGGACUUCUCAGCGAGGACUGUCAUCACACCAGAUCCUAACCUGAGAAUAGAUCAAGUCGGUGUGCCAAGGUCCAUUGCACAGAACAUGACUUUCCCGGAAAUUGUGACACCUUUUAAUAUAGACAAGAUGUUGGAGUUGGUGCGCAGAGGAAACUCACAAUAUCCCGGGGCCAAAUACAUCGUGCGAGACAAUGGAGAGAGAAUAGAUCUAAGGUUCCACCCAAAGCCUUCGGAUCUCCAUCUGCAGUGCGGGUACAAAGUAGAACGCCAUGUGAGGGACGGCGACCUGGUCAUCUUCAACCGUCAGCCAACACUUCACAAAAUGUCCAUGAUGGGUCACCGAGUCAAGGUGCUACCAUGGUCUACGUUCAGGAUGAACCUCAGUUGCACAUCCCCGUACAACGCUGACUUUGAUGGGGAUGAGAUGAACCUGCAUGUGCCCCAGAGCAUGGAGACCAGGGCAGAGGUGGAAAACAUACAUGUGACACCGCGACAGAUCAUCACACCUCAGGCGAACAAGCCUGUCAUGGGUAUUGUACAGGACACUCUCACUGCGGUCAGAAAGAUGACAAAACGUGACGUAUUCUUGGAGAAGGAACAAAUGAUGAAUAUUCUAAUGCAUCUUCCAAUUUGGGAUGGAAAGAUGCCUCAGCCGUGCAUUCUCAAGCCUAAACCCCUAUGGACAGGCAAACAAGUAUUUUCUCUGAUCAUUCCCGGCAAUGUCAACAUGAUUCGUACUCACGCCACUCAUCCUGAUGAUGAAGACAAUGGUCCCUACAAAUGGAUAUCUCCUGGAGACACCAAGGUUAUGGUAGAGCAUGGAGAACUGGUCAUGGGAAUCCUAUGUAAGAAGACCCUGGGAACAUCAGCUGGUUCUCUGCUGCAUAUUUGUUUCCUCGAACUCGGUCACGAAGUGUGUGGCCGUUUCUACGGGAACAUUCAGACUGUUGUCAACAAUUGGCUGCUCUUGGAAGGUCACUCAAUCGGUAUUGGAGACACCAUUGCUGAUCCUCAGACAUAUGCAGAGAUCCAGAAAGCCAUCAAGAAAGCCAAAGAGGAUGUAAUAGAGGUUAUCCAAAAAGCUCACAACAUGGACCUUGAGCCCACACCUGGUAACACACUUAGGCAGACUUUCGAGAACCAGGUAAACAGAAUCCUGAACGAUGCUCGAGACAAAACAGGAGGAUCUGCCAAGAAAUCUCUGACUGAAUACAACAAUCUCAAAGCUAUGGUGGUCUCAGGCUCUAAAGGCUCCAACAUUAACAUUUCUCAGGUUAUUGCUUGUGUGGGGCAACAAAACGUUGAGGGUAAACGAAUUCCCUUUGGUUUCCGAAAGCGUACACUACCUCAUUUCAUUAAGGAUGAUUACGGUCCCGAGUCUAGAGGCUUUGUAGAGAACUCGUACCUUGCCGGCCUGACACCUUCUGAGUUCUUCUUCCACGCUAUGGGAGGUCGUGAGGGUCUCAUUGAUACCGCUGUCAAAACUGCAGAAACUGGUUAUAUCCAGCGGCGGCUGAUCAAGGCUAUGGAGUCGGUAAUGGUGCACUACGAUGGAACCGUCAGAAAUUCAGUGGGCCAAUUGAUUCAGUUACGUUACGGAGAGGAUGGUCUGUGCGGAGAAACUGUAGAGUUCCAGAAAAUCGCAUCUGUUGAUCUCUCGAACGCAAAGUUUGAGAAUAUGUUCAAAUUCGAUGCAUCUAAUGAAAGGUAUUUGAGGAAGAUUUUCACGGAAGACAUCCUGCGAGAUUUGCUGGGAUCUGGAGAAGUGAUCUCGGAACUGGAGAAGGAGUGGGAGCAGCUAUCCCGGGAUCGGGAAGCUUUGCGACAGAUCUUCCCAAGUGGAGAAUCUAAGGUGGUACUGCCUUGCAACCUCAAAAGGAUGAUAUGGAAUGUCCAGAAGAUCUUCCACAUAAACAAACGAGCACCCACUGACCUCAGUCCUUUACGAGUCAUUCAGGGAGUGAAGGACCUGCUCCAGAAGUGUGUGAUUGUAGCGGGAGAGGAUCAGCUAAGUAAGCAAGCCAAUGAGAACGCCACACUGCUGUUCCAGUGCUUGGUGCGCUCCACACUUUGUACAAAACUCGUCUCCGAGAAGUUCCGUCUCUCCACAGAAGCUUUUGAGUGGUUGACGGGAGAAAUCGAGAACAGAUUCCAGCAAGCUCAGUGCCAGCCUGGAGAGAUGGUGGGGGCUCUGGCAGCCCAGAGUCUGGGAGAACCUGCCACACAGAUGACACUCAACACUUUCCAUUUUGCUGGUGUGUCCUCAAAGAACGUAACCCUGGGUGUGCCUCGACUUAAGGAAAUCAUCAACAUCAGUAAGAAACCCAAGGCUCCCUCCCUCACCGUGUUCCUGACAGGGGCUGCUGCUCGGGACGCUGAGAAAGCUAAGAAUGUUCUCUGUCGACUGGAACACACAACAUUGAGAAAGGUGACAGCAAAUACAGCCAUCUACUACGAUCCAGACCCUCAGAACACUGUCAUUCCGGAAGAUCAGGAGUUUGUGAAUGUUUACUAUGAAAUGCCCGACUUUGAUCCUACUCGAAUAUCUCCUUGGCUGCUUCGUAUUGAGCUGGACCGUAAGAGAAUGACAGACAAAAAACUGACCAUGGAACAGAUAUCUGAGAAAAUUAAUGCAGGAUUUGGUGAUGAUCUGAACUGUAUUUUCAAUGAUGAUAAUGCUGAAAAACUGGUCCUGCGUAUUCGUAUCAUGAACAGUGACGAUAACAAGAUGGCGGAUGAAGAGGAGACUGUCGACAAAAUGGAAGAUGACAUGUUCUUGCGGUGUAUUGAAGCCAACAUGUUAUCAGAUAUGACACUGCAGGGUAUUGAGGCGAUCAGCAAGGUGUACAUGCAUCUGCCUCAGACAGACUCCAAAAAACGAAUCAUUGUGACAGAGACAGGAGAGUUUAAGGCCAUUGCUGACUGGCUGCUGGAAACUGACGGCACAAGUCUCAUGAAGGUGCUGAGUGAGCGAGAUGUUGACCCAGUCCGCACGUUCUCCAACGACAUCUGUGAAAUAUUUGCUGUGCUGGGUAUCGAGGCCGUCCGAAAGUCUGUAGAGAAGGAAAUGAAUACUGUGCUGCAGUUCUACGGUCUGUACGUAAACUACCGACACUUGGCCUUGCUUUGUGACGUGAUGACAGCAAAGGGUCAUCUCAUGGCCAUCACUCGACACGGUAUCAACAGGCAAGACACUGGAGCACUCAUGAGAUGUUCAUUUGAGGAAACUGUGGAUGUGUUGAUGGAUGCUGCAUCUCACGCAGAGGUGGACCCUAUGAGAGGAGUAUCAGAGAACAUCAUCAUGGGCCAACUACCCAGGAUGGGCACAGGAUGUUUUGACCUGCUGCUAGAUGCAGAGAAGUGCAAGGCAGGUAUUGAGAUCCCCAUGAAUAUGGGUAUGGGUAUGAUGGGAGGUGCCGGAAUGUUCUUCGGCAGUGCUGCCACCCCAAGCAUGAGCCCUCAGAUGACACCAUGGAACCAGGGAGCCACACCCUCUUACCCUGGCAGCAGCAGCUCCUGGUCUCCCAUUGGUAGUGGAAUGACACCAGGAGGCCCCAACUUCUCUCCCUCAGGCUCAAGUGACGCUAGUGGUCUGUCUCCUGGAUAUAGCCCUGGAUGGAGCCCUCAACCUGGCAGUCCUGGGUCACCUGGUCCCAGCAUGUCCCCAUACUUGGUUUCUCCGUCCGGUGCCGCCUCCCCUUCGUACUCACCUAACAUUUAUGCACCUGCAUCACCCAGUCUCACUCCUAAUUCUCCUAACUACUCCCCCACCUCCCCAUCGUAUUCUCCCACGUCACCGAAUUACUCCCCAACUUCUCCGUCCUACUCACCUACAUCUCCUUCCUAUUCACCCACAUCACCUUCAUACUCUCCGACUUCACCUUCUUACUCCCCAACAUCCCCCUCUUACUCACCAACAUCACCGUCAUACUCUCCUACAUCUCCUUCUUACUCUCCUACUUCUCCAUCUUACUCUCCCACUUCUCCUUCUUACUCUCCAACUUCUCCCUCCUACAGCCCGACUUCACCAUCAUACUCUCCUACCAGCCCGUCAUAUUCACCAACCUCACCCUCUUACUCCCCAACAUCACCCUCUUAUUCUCCAAGUUCUCCAAACUACACUCCAGCUUCACCAUCUUAUUCUCCAACCUCCCCAUCAUACUCUCCCUCUUCCCCGCAGUACUCACCUGCCAGUCCUUCUUACUCUCCUUCUUCUCCCAAAUAUUCUCCUACGUCACCCUCGUAUUCUCCCACCUCUCCCAGUUAUGCUGCUUCUAGUCCUCAGUACACUCCUGCUUCCCCGCAGUACUCUCCAACAUCACCCACUUACUCCCCUACAUCCCCAUCAUAUUCUCCCACUUCUCCCUCUUAUUCACCCAGCUCCCCCAAGCACACUCCAGGAGGGUCUUCGACCUACUCCCCAACUACACCCAAGUACUCUCCCACCUCCCCUACUUACUCUCCUACUAGUGCUCAGUACUCCCCCACAAGCUCCAAGUAUUCCCCGACCAGUCCCACCUACACACCCACUUCCCCAACCUACAGCCCUACUUCCCCCACUUACUCUCCUGCUGUUCCAGGAUAUUCUCCCACUUCUCCGAUUUAUUCUCCAACAUCACCCCAUUAUGAGCCCCAGGAUGACUGAGUUGGUGAUGUGAAGUGAGCUUUGAUCAAUAGAAGAAUUGAAAGUUAUGUUAUCCUGUUGUAUAAAACUACUUCAUUCUGUUACUGUUUUAAACUUUGUGCCGUACAUAUUCAGUGCACAGCCAUGGAUGUGUAAUUAGUAUUUUGGAAAUGUUAAUCUUAUUUAUUUACAUAUUUACUUAGUCAUAAAUUUACGUAAGUACUUUUGUUAGGUUGUUGUAUAUAUUUUUAUAAGGGUCAUGUAGAGUUAGUCAUUUAUAAAAAUAAAACCAGUGUCUAUUUUAUACUUCUUGUGUAAAAUAAUCUAGUGUUUUUACAAAAAAAUGCAUUUUUAUUUUUAGAUUACAAGUAUUUUAUUUACAAAUUACAAAUUAUGUGUUACCAUAUGUACAUAUGUUCAAAUUUUAAUAAUUGUGUCAUUCAUAGUUCAUUUAAUUUGCUUUGUGCACAUAUUUAAAUUAAAAGUUCUUUUGAAAAUUGGAUGUAAAUUGAUGAAGUCAUUUAUUACAAUUAUAAUUUUACUGUUAAUAAAAUAAGUUUUAAUCAUCUGAGAGAUAAAAUUUGAUAUUCUUGUUACUUGUUUUAUUUCUACAUACUUGUAAAUAAAGCAUGUUGUUGAAAAGGAAA